Pocillopora verrucosa is the source of this 2065-nucleotide messenger RNA. The record is from RefSeq and is a predicted model, not a curated record. NCBI's taxonomy places the organism in Eukaryota, Metazoa, Cnidaria, Anthozoa, Scleractinia, Pocilloporidae.
AUGGCAAAAGAAGAGCAAGAUCUGUUGAAGCACAACGGAAAAGACAAUAACAACAAACAACAAAAUCAGCGUGAAAUUGGCCAUCAUCAACCUGACGAUCAAGAAGUUGUCUUGGAAAAUGAAUAUGAUGGAGACUUCUGGAUUAAAGUUCGCCAAAAGCAGAAUAAUGGACUAUCAUGGAGUAGUGCCAUGGAUGCAGUCAGUGUUGAGAGACUGAUUCAAAGAUUCAGAGAUAAUGGGGAACUGGAAAACGAGGAUCCAGCACUUUUGUUGUUAAAACAGUGGCCAGAGUGUAAAAAGUACAAAGAUAACCCUGAAAAACUUGCAGGCUUGGAACAGAAGAUUAAUCGCCUUUUGGAGAUCAUGUUAGGUAGUGAACUGAACUUUAAAAACAGAUAUCAGACUUUCAGAGAUGAAACAGUCAAAACAAAGAAGACUUUGCUGCAUUAUGCUGCAGAACUUGGGUUUUUACAUGUCACUAAGACACUUGUGAAGAAAUGCCCAGUACUUCUUACUUUGAAGACAAAACAAGCCAAGAAGAAAAGAGCCUUGUUAUCAGUUGAGUUGGCUCUGUUAGCAGAAAAUGAUGAAGUGGCAGCAUACUUGGUCAGAAGUAUGUGGCACAAAAGAGUUCAGGGAUUAUUUUAUUGGAGAACUGAAGUGAAUGUAACAAAUCCUCAGCCAUCUUUCUUCAGUUUCAAGUCCAUUAUUGAGAAUCCUAACAUGAGGAAGACAGUAAUAGCUGUGCUAGACCAGAUGAUGAAUCCCCACUGGCCACACCUUCCAAAACACAAAGACAGCUAUGAAAAUGAAAAAGAGAAGGAGGUAGUUGAGGGUGCCUGGCGAACAAUCACAGAUGAUCCUUUGGACUAUCAUUUUUAUUAUCAUAUUUUGGACGGUGAUGAGGGAGGACGGCCCCCAAAAGUGAUGAUGCCAGGAGGACAUGCACAGACAGAAAACAAAUAUUUCAACUGGAGGGACAAGUCUUGUUUACAUGUCAUUGCAAAGAGCAGGAAUAUGGAGGCACUCCAACAUCCUGUGGUCAGAAUGCUGGUUAAAGCAAAAUGGAAAAGUUAUGGACACUUCUUUCUCAGCCUUCAAGCAGCAUUGUAUGUGAUCUUCUUGCUGUGUUUGUCAUAUUCUCUGCUGAGUGCUUCCACAACAGUGGACCCCACUCAAUAUGGGGGUGAAGCAGAUUCACUGCGUGGUUUUUGUGAGAUUUUCACCCUUAUUAUGGUGGUCUUUUACAUAUGUGAAGAAAUUAAUCAAAUGAGAUUAGAGGGGAAGUCGUACUUCACAGAAUGGAUGACCCUGUUUGACUGGUCAGGCCUGUUGCUGAUCCUGUGUAUUAUACCCUCACGGUACACACAAAGUAAAGCUCAGUGGCUUGUGGCAUCUUUAGCUUUCUUGUUCAACUUCCUGAGGAUCUUUAAGUUUUCUUGCUUGACAAGGACAACCGGAUUAUACACAAAAACCUUGGCUAAGAUCAUUUUGCACGAUGUGACAAGAUCCAUCGCGGUUUUUAUUGUUAUCUUCUUCUCCUUCUGUGGUGCUUUGUCUUUAUCGCUCUGUUACUCCGAUGAAAACCAACAGUUUAGUGACUUCGGAGAUGUGUUACUGAGUGGCUUUCGCGCGCUCUCUGAACAAAGACCAAUUGCUUACGAUUAUUCAAAUUUCAACUGGCUCUCCAUUCUGUUAAUGAUGGCCUACAUGGGGAUCGUGAUAGUGAUUCUACUCAACAUUCUCAUUGCACAAAUGAGUACGACCUACACACAGGCCAAGAAAGUCGCCCGUCUGGAAUAUGAUGUGGAUCGUAUUCUACAACUCACACGCAUGGAGAGAUUUCCUUUUCUGAAUCUGCGCGUGAAGUAUUACAAAGAGGGAGACUGGAUCAGUGAAAUGAAACUCGCCCAAGAUCUUCUUGAAUUCAGUGAAGAUCGCAGCCCUUGGGAGUCGGUGGAAGAGAAACUUACUGCGAUUCGGGAUAUGAUGAGGAAGAUGGUGAAACAGAUGAGGCCUGGAAUCGGAUGAAUGGAGCUUUGUGUGCCCCAGUCCCCUUUUUAUG